Molecule: messenger RNA, 971 nt
Organism: Helianthus annuus (common sunflower)
Lineage: Eukaryota; Viridiplantae; Streptophyta; Magnoliopsida; Asterales; Asteraceae
Product: pre-mRNA-splicing factor syf2
Exons: 4
Coding region: 212-820 (202 amino acids)
Cellular component (GO): catalytic step 2 spliceosome; Prp19 complex; post-mRNA release spliceosomal complex
Source: RefSeq, a predicted model, not a curated record
UAUAAUCUUAGCUGGCUUGAAAGCUGAAACCAGAAGCUCUCAACCGACUUCAAUUACAACAUCUGUUCAAACUGAGCUCCCAGAUAAUGAAAAAAGUGAACCUGAUGAUCUUCCAAGUGGCGAUGACAACACCACCACUGAGGAUCAACCACAAGUGGACUUCACUAAGCUUACAGGGAAACAAAAGAAGCUAUUUGAGUUGAGGCUGAAGAUGAACGAGGCAAGGAAAGCCAAUCAAAGUGCCAUGGUGGCAGAAAAGAAAAGAAAGGAUGGUCCACAAGAGUCGAGGGGAAUUUCAAAACAGAAGUGGUUGGAUGAGAGGAAGAAGAAGAUCGGGAAACUUCUAGAUGCAAACGGGUUGGAUAUGAAAGAAGCAUAUAUGUUAGAUACGCAGCAGGUGGCAGAAACAAAGUACAAAAAAUGGGAGAAGGAACCUGCUCCAGCUGGUUGGGAUGUGUUUAAUCAGAAAACCUUGUAUGAUGCGCACAAGAAAAGGACAAAGAAGAUUGACGUUGAUCUUGAAGAAUACAACAGAAUGAAGGAAGCAGAUCCUGAGUUUUACAGAGAAGCUUCAAGUCUGCAAUAUGGAAAGGCACCUAAAGUUUCAGAGGAUAAGAUUGAAAGGAUGGUGAAGGAGCUAAGGGACAAAGAUGAGAAGAGGAAUGCGUUUAGUAGGAGAAGAAGAUUUCAUGAAGAGAAGGACAUCGACUCCAUUAAUGACCGUAACGAGCAUUUCAAUAAGAAGAUUGAACGCGCGUUUGGCAGAUACACGCUCGAGAUCAAGAACAAUCUCGAGAGAGGAACUGCUUUGCCUGAUUGAUUCGAAGGUAUUUGCGUUUCUUGCAUACUUUUCAUGUGUAACAAUAGUUGAAUGUGCGCUUUCGUUACUGGAUUGUAAGCAGAUAUUGUAAGUCUUAAGCAAUGAUAGCAACUUGUGUAUUUUGGUAUUAAUUUAAGACACUGCCUUGCUA